AUGGCUGAAGCACCCGAAUCAGGAACAGCACUACAUAUAAGACCUCCAGAUGUAUUUUCCACACGAGGAGAGCCUUCCAAUGUGGCCAAGCGGUGGAAAGAUUGGCUAGCAGCUUUUGAAAUUUACCUGGAGGUGGCAGAUGUGGAAAAGGACAGCAGGAAGAAAGCAUUAUUUCUGCACACAGCAGGUUUGGAAGUUCAAGAAAUUUACCAUUCAAUACCUGCAUCGAGUGCCAAUACCACAUAUGCAGAUGUUGUCGAGGCACUGAGUAAACAGUUUAUUCCAUUGGUGAAUUUCAGGCACGAGCGCUUUGUCUUUAACAGCUCCGUACAGAACCAAGAUGAAUCUCUUAGUGCAUACACAGCAAGGUUGAGAAAGUUGGCUGCCACAUGUGAAUUUGAGAAGAUCAAGGGCAGUGAUGACAUGAUAAUUGAUCAAAUAAUAGCAAAGUGCAACUCAAAACACUUAAGGAGAGAGUUGCUGCAGGAACCAAAUCUCACCUUAGGCAGAGUUUUGGAGAUUGCUAAGGUGAUGGAGACAACCAAAAAAACUUGUAAGAAGGAGCGACAGUCAUCCAAUCCUAAGCCUUGUUUUAAGUGUGGCAAAGAAGGUCAUCACCAUAAUGACAAAGAAAGAUGCCCAGCAGCAGACAAAAAUUGCCAUUAUUGUGGGAAAAAAGGUCAUUUGCGGCCAAUGUGUCGACUUCGCCAGGAUGCAGAACAAGAUGAUUAUACGUCGCGAGGAAUCUCAGUUGUAGACUUGGCAGAGACAAAGGGCAAAUGCAUAAAUUGGUAG
This is a messenger RNA of Penaeus vannamei (Pacific white shrimp), 795 nucleotides long. NCBI's taxonomy places the organism in Eukaryota, Metazoa, Arthropoda, Malacostraca, Decapoda, Penaeidae. The record is from RefSeq and is a predicted model, not a curated record.